Messenger RNA from Hippocampus zosterae (dwarf seahorse), 1349 nucleotides. RefSeq names its product transmembrane protein 81 (gene tmem81). The record is from RefSeq and is a predicted model, not a curated record. Bases 333 to 1121 code for a protein of 262 amino acids. The transcript is spliced from 7 exons. Lineage: Eukaryota; Metazoa; Chordata; Actinopteri; Syngnathiformes; Syngnathidae.
CGUUGGCAUUUUAAAGGAAAUGUAAAGUGGAGCGUCACAUGCAUCUCGUAGCUGUGAGCGCCUUUGACGAUGUCUGUCACGAAAUCAUCUACCUCUGUGCAUGCAGCGUUACUUGGCACUACGGAGCAGUGGUGGGUAUACUAAGGACGUACAAUACUUAAAGUAGAUUGGUCAGGUGACCACACGCCAUCAACAACAAAACGAAAUUAGAGGGGCAAAGGCAAACGUGUUUGAGACUGCUGGAUUGAGAUAGUAGCGAUAUUGCUGUGAACAAAAACAGUUACAGCAACGUCAUGGAGCAAAUAUGAGGCAACAGGAGAUUAUUCAGCGUAAUGGAUCGAAUGCCGGUUCUCCUCUUUGCAAUCCUCCAUCUCUAUCUUAGCUGUGCUAAUGUAGAGAAGGUACAGCUUCAGGUGGUUGUCAGCAGCACGCUCUGCAGUGUCACAUGUGGCAUGGGGACCAAGGUGCAAACGGUUUGCACGAUGAAAGAUGGUGAGAAGGCCUUGGAGAAAACGAAAGGGAGUGCAGAAGCAGUCGAGGAGAUGGAACAGUGUCACGAUGUGAAAGUCAAGUGUCGAGAGUCAUGGCAGUGUGGACUCAAGACCGUCACUGUGACAACAGGAGAGAAACUGAAGCUGGAUUGUCUGGUGGAGGACACAAAACAGAUGGAGCUUUCAUGGAGGGUAGCAUGGCGCCGCGCCGCAGGGGUGAUCAGCUCUGACGACUUGCUUUUUGUCCACUGGGACAAUCCGCAUUUGGACGUGGUCAUUCUGAACCCGGUCAGGGAAGAGCACGCAGGAACGUAUCGCUGUGAGGUGCUUGAUGCCAAUUUCAGAAGGUUGAAAACGGUUUAUUGGGGUGUCCGAGUGCUGCCAAAGGGGAUCCUGAAUCUGGACUAUGACCACGCUCAGAGUGUGUGGGACUCACCUUGGAACUGGAAAAAGCACAUUAUGUCAAGCCUCCUUGAUUCGCCGAUCCUGUGGCUUUACAUAAUGAUGACCUUUCUGAGCCUUCUCAACGUGGGAGUGGUGCUCUUCCUUGUGGUGAGAAUCUUGAAGAACAGAGGCUCAUUUAAGAUCACUGAGGGUGGAAACUGCCCUGAGACAAUGACAGAGCUGUGACAGCUGCAGGUUCAGGGACCAUAUGCUUGGCAACACAUUAAGCGUUUCAGGAGUAAAGGGCUACCACUUUCCAGUCUCAGUUUUUUUCAAGAUACUGGGAAAGCAUCUGAGGGGGGGAAAAAAAUAACCUAAUCUACAAAGCUGUGAUAACGUGGCAAGGUCAAAAUGUCAUAAAAAGUUAGUUUUUUAAGAUGACAGUAUUGAUGGAUAAAUAUAUUUGAAAUCUGA